AUGUGCCUUUGCAGCCACGUGUUGGCGGUGUCUGGUUUUUGUGUUGAAGAUCAACAAUCACUGUUGCUGCAACUGAAGAACAACGAAUUCCAGUUCAAUGCUUCAAAGUCUACUAAACUGAAAAGGUGGAAUCAAAGCAUUCCUCAUUGUGAUUGGAAUGGUGUGACUUGUGAUAAGGAGGGGCAUGUUAUUGGUCUCGACUUGAAUAAUGAAUUCAUAGAUGGAGAAUUGCAUAAUUCAAAACUUGGUCUCUUUGAAUUUGUCGGACAAUGGUUUGAAAGGUCAAAUACCAAUGGAAAUUUCCCAGUUGAAAAAUCUGCUCAAGGGAAAGAUUGGAGCAAUGCUCUGUUAGCAAUUCCUAGUCUUGAAGAAGUAAGCAUGCGCUCUUGCAAUCUCUCUGGGCCCAUUGAUUCUUCAUUAGGGAGACUGAGCACCUCUCAAGACUUUAUCUUGAUGAGAUUAUAUCUUUCUUACAACAACUUGUCAGCUGAUGCAAAUAUUAUGGAUGCUAACCUUUCUUCAUUUCCAAACUUAGAGAUUCUAGGAUUGUCUUCUUGUAAUUUGAGAGAAUUCCCAUUGUUCUUGAGAAACCAAUCAAACAUAGGAUAUCUUGAUCUCUCUAACAACCAAUUCAUAGGACUGAUACCUUAUUGGAUUUGGGAAAUUCUUGGAGAAGAUGGUGAUCUAGAUCUUUCUAACAAUUCUUUGACAGGCUUUGAAAGACACAUGCUAAAUUACACUGUUAAUUUGGAUGUCGUCGAUCUUCACUCCAACAAACUCAAUGGGAACAUUCCUCCUUUUAUCAACUCAUUCUUUUUGGACUUGUCACGAAAUCACAUCAACACUGUUAUUCCACAUAACAUUGGUGCUCAAUUUCAUUCAGUUUAUUUUCUUGAGCUUUCUAGAAACAAAUUUCAUGGGGACAUUCCUCAUUCCUUGUGCAAUAUUCCAACUAUGAAAAAACUUGAUCUUUCCAAUAAUAUGCUUGAAGGGACAAUCCCACCUUGUUUAAUACAUAGUGAGACUCUCUCCAUACUAAUUCUUGGAAAGAACAAGCUCAAAGGCAACAUUCCAAAUGCAUUUCCAAAAUCAUGUGAUUUUUCCAUAUUAGAUGUAAAGGAAAAUCAAUUGAGUGGCUUCAUACCCAAGUCAAUGAUUAGUUGCACGAAUUUGAGGGUGCUAAAUAUUGGAAAUAAUCAUAUUAGUGGUCACUUUCCAUGCUUCCUAAGGAACAUAUUCUCACUUGAAGUCUUGGUUUUGCGAAAAAACCAAUUUCAAGGUCCCAUUGGAUGCUUAGAAAAUGAUGGAAGUUGGUGUAUUCAUAUUAUUGAUUUGGCUUUUAACAACUUCAGUGGAUUUCUUCCGGCCAAAGUUUUCACAACUUGGGAAUCAAUGAUGGUUGAUAUUCCACUUGUAUCAAUUUCUAAUUACAUCGCACUUAAUUAUUUUGUUGGAACACCACAUUAUUAUUCAAUGACAAUUGUGAGUAAAGGCCAAGAAAUGGAAUGGGAUGAAAUACAACAGUCCUUCACUUUGAUUGACUUUUCAUCUAACAAUUUUGAAGGGCCAACACCAAAAGAGCUAAUGAACUUGGAAGCUCUUUAUGUUCUCAAUUUGUCAAAUAAUGCUUUCUCAGGCAAAAUCCCAUCUUCAAUUGGAAAUAUGAAGCAGCUUGAAUCCUUGGAUUUGUCAAACAAUUCUUUGACCGGAGAGAUUCCAACAGAGCUUGCAAAGGCACACAAAUUCAAUCAAUUUGAUGCCUCUUCCUUCCAAGGCAAUAAAGGGCUGUAUGGACCUCCUUUGACCAAAAUUCCAAAUAAUGGGAAGCCAGGAUUAAUGCUACCACCUAUAGCUUCUCAAUAUGACCAUGGAAUUGAUUUCACAUUUAUCACAGGCAUGGAAUUUGGAGUGAUUUUUGGCUUAGCCAUUAUUAUCGGACCUCUUUUCUUCUGGAGGAAAUGGAAGAUAAUGUACUGGAAAUAUGUGGAUGAUGUUCUUUAUAUAAUCUUUCCUCAACUUUAUCUUGAUUAUCAAAGACAUGCUGGACAAUGGCACGCAGUUCUGCGUUGGAGUCGUUAA
Molecule: messenger RNA, 2079 nt
Organism: Prosopis cineraria
Lineage: Eukaryota; Viridiplantae; Streptophyta; Magnoliopsida; Fabales; Fabaceae
Product: receptor-like protein 19
Exons: 5
Coding region: 1-2079 (692 amino acids)
Molecular function (GO): protein binding
Source: RefSeq, a predicted model, not a curated record